UCUGUUGAGUCACACUUGAGAAGAAACUCAAGUGAGAGGAGACUGCCAUGGCUCACCGGCUGUUUGAGGAGAAAUACCAUGCAUCAAUUUACCAAAAGUAUCGCAUAAUUCCACCUGAUAGAGUUACAAGGCUCAUUCUGGAGUACCUUGACAAAAAGAAAGGACCUCCUCAUGAGCUUGCUGUGGACCUGGGCUGUGGGACAGGACAGAACACUCGUCUGCUGGCCCCUCACUUCCAGAAAGUGGUGGGCAUUGAUGUCAGUGAGUGCCAAGUGGAGGAAGCGAGGGCAGUGCCAGGGUUUGCCAAUGUCACCUAUAGGUCAGGUCCAGCUGAGGAGCUGCCGUUUCCUGAUGGCUCUGUGGAUUUACUGACUGCAGCAUCUGCAGCUCACUGGUUUGAUACUGAGCGUUUCCUGAAGGAGGCAGCACGUGUAUUGAAGCCUCAUGGCUGUAUUGCUCUUCUGGGCUAUGCUGAUGAGUUCAGACUAUAUUACGGCUCCUGUGGUGACAAACUGAACAACAUCUGUGCAGAGGUGAAGAAGGUUAGCAAACGUUAUGCUAGUCCUCAGUUGGCGGCAUCUGACAAUAGACUGCGGGUUUUAUUUGAAGAUAUACCCUUCCCUGACAAAGAGAGGAUUGAAAGAAUUCCACUGAAGAUGGAGAUGACGGUUGCAGCCGCAGUUGGCUUUCUGGAGUCUUUCUCUUAUUGUCAGACCUACUUUAAAACAGACCCCCAAGCUGCAGCUGCUCUUUUAGAGUCAAUGAGGACACGGCUUCUAGAGGAAAUGGGCGUCUCAUCACCUGACACUAAGUUAGAGUUCACAACAGACUUCUAUUGUGUGCUGGCAUGUAAACCACAGUGAAGACAACAACUCUGAUUUGAAGGAGGACUAACAUGAUGGUCAUGGCAUUAUAUUUUUCAUGGACAUUUACCAUUUGUUAUAAUCACAGUUGUUCACUAUUAAAUUAACCUGUCAUUGCUUGAAAUCAACCUUAUCUACAUAUACUUGCACAGUAAAUAUUAAGGCAUAUUAAAUUUUGUCAAUUUUACAAUUGAACUAUUGCUCUGAACAUUAAAUUCAAAUGCUUAAUCUGAUUAAUUAUCCAAUCCCAGAUAAUCAUGCCUAGAAGCAGUGUUGCCAGAGGGUGAGAAACACUUAAUGUGAGGUGAAUUUAAAUUUUGUGCAAGUCAGAACUUAUAGAUAUGGACGAUAUGGACAAAAUCUUAUAUCACAGUAUGUAUAAUUCCAUAUUUUGAAACGAUAUAUAUCGCAAUAUAUUACAUUUUCUCUAAAAUUGUUGAAAAAAAUUAUCCAUAUAAAAUAAAUGCAUGCAUUUA
Messenger RNA from Pangasianodon hypophthalmus (striped catfish), 1339 nucleotides. Its product is annotated as putative methyltransferase DDB_G0268948. The record is from RefSeq and is a predicted model, not a curated record. NCBI's taxonomy places the organism in Eukaryota, Metazoa, Chordata, Actinopteri, Siluriformes, Pangasiidae. The transcript is spliced from 6 exons. The coding region runs from base 48 to 863 and encodes 271 amino acids. Gene Ontology annotation, molecular function: S-adenosylmethionine-dependent methyltransferase activity.